ACUAAUCCACCAGAUAAAUCUGAAAAUUGUGUUUCACAGGUGUCUGUUAGGUUAUCCUUACUGUUAAACUGUCGAAUAUUUUGACUGAGAGAUCGAAUGGCUGAUAAAAGUUCAUGUACCAGAUAACGUCACUCCGAACUGUCAAAACUUUGAGAAAAUUUUGCUCUCGAUCAGUUUAUCUCGAAGGUAUUUCGUGAACGUUUGCAGACGCAACACCAGAUUUUGUGAUAAUGGAUCUUUUUGAGUGUCUUGAAGAUGAGAGUGACUAUUAUUUUGCGAGCUUAUCGAGGCCUCGCAAACGUCGUGAAAUUAGAACUAGAAUGGAACAUUUUGAAAACUAUGAUGACGAAGAAUUCAGGUGCCGAUUCCGAUUGACGAAGUCAUCUGUUAAUUACGUUCUAUCUCUCAUAGAGGAUGACAUAAGAACAACAACUAACUUGAACUCUGCAAUAUCUCCAGUGAAUAGAUUGCUACUCACACUUCGAUACUAUGCAACAGGAUGCUUUCUUAGAGCUGUUGCAGAUUUGAGUGGUGUCAGUGCAGCAUCAGCAUGUAGAAUUGUUGCAGAGGUUUCUCUGGCAAUUGCAAAUUUGAGAACCGAAUUUGUUAAAUUCCCCUCAAAUUUACAGUCUGUUAUACAUGGAUUUUAUAGCAUAGCCAGAUUUCCAAGAGUGAUAGGAGUUAUUGACUGUACCCACAUAACAAUAAAAUCUCCAGGUGGAGAUAACGCAGAAUAUUACAGGGAUAGACAUGGUAAUUUUUCAAUGAAUGUUCAGACUGUUGUAGACCAUGAAUUGAAAAUUAUGGAUGUCGUAGCUAGAUGGCCAGGUUCAUGUCAUGAUCAGACAGUUUUCAAUAAUUCAAGAGUGAAACAGCGGCUUCUGAACAGAGAAUUCAAUAAUAACUUAAUAUUAGGAGACAGAGGAUAUGAAAAUACAAGCUAUUUGCUGACGCCACUCUACAACCCCUCUAGCCCACAAGAACGGUUGUACAAUGAAUCACAAAUCAGUACGAGGAAUGUAGUAGAGAGAUCUUAUGGUGUAUGGAAAAGCAGGUUUCCAGUAUUAUCAAAAAAAAUAACACUUCAUAUUUCAAAAGUGCAAAGCAUUAUUGUAGCUUGUGCUGUGCUUCAGAACAUUGCGAUUAUGUCAGGAGAUAAACAUUUUAAUGAGGACUCUCAGCAUAUUGAAGAGGAUCCACAGCAUAAUGAAAUCGAAAAUGCUUCAGGAAAUGAUGUAAGAAGUAUGCUUAUAUCGGAAUACUUCGCAUCAUUAUUGUAA
This is a messenger RNA of Coccinella septempunctata (seven-spotted ladybird), 1280 nucleotides long. Its product is annotated as putative nuclease HARBI1. NCBI's taxonomy places the organism in Eukaryota, Metazoa, Arthropoda, Insecta, Coleoptera, Coccinellidae. The coding region runs from base 231 to 1280 and encodes 349 amino acids. The transcript has 2 exons. The record is from RefSeq and is a predicted model, not a curated record.